CAUCUGGUUGGUCUGACUCUGAUUAGUCUCCCUCCCCCUCGUACCACUAGUCGUAUAAUUGUUUCCAACCUGCGGGCGGGCUACAGGAGAAAUCUACAUAGAGUAACUCAAGCCCCCAACCACCUCCCUCCCUCGCUUCUUCCCCCGUCCCGGCCCCUACCUAUCCAUUUCCUCUGCCUGUCGUGUGCCGCCGCCGCUCGCUCGCCGCCGAUCUGACUCGACUCACCCGGGAAGAACACACCAAGCAAGCGUGCCCGGCCGUUGUCGUCUACAGUCGCCUACCUUGUACAACUAAUUCUUUAUCAGCAACUCCUUACUUUGUACUACUCCUAGUAUUUGUUUAUUUGCCAACUUCUCAAGCCCUCUGGUAUACAUGUGUCCUUAACAAGCCGCCACCCGAUCCAUUUCUGCGCCGCGCCUUCUCAUGCCGCACCUUAGCUAGCUAGCCGCUAAUACUUACUUACUUUUUUUGUGGCACUUCUUCCGAUCUGAGAUCCAGACUCACCUGCAACCUGGAGCAAAGCUUCUUGCGCUUUUGUGUCUUUUCUUACCCGGCAGGUGCUUCCACGGUAGAUUUGAGGUUAAUUGCAGUUUUGUGUUUGUUUUAUCCGUGAGGUGUCGAUUUGAGGUUCAUUCUCAUGCCCAUCCCUCCCCUCCUGAUUUGAGGCUGUCAUGAAUUUAAGCCCAACUUGGCCUCUCCUCAACUUUCACUUCUUAUAAAAUCUCAGUCCAAUUUGGCCUCUGUUGCACUUUUCAGUUUUUAUAACAUUUCUUUAUUUUUAGGCAAGUGUUUUUUUCUUUAAGAAAUUCGUUCCAACUUGGCCUCACCUGCACUUCCAGUUUUCAUAAAAUUGUCAUACUUGAGCUGUGUGACAAGGUUUUGUCCCCUGAAAUAUGUUCAUGCAGAGUAAGAGCGCCGCGCCGCCUUUGCUGAAUGUUCCUCGGAGUUUGACAAGCCUGCCUGCCACCAUACCAACUGAGUAUAAUGAGCUGGUGUUGCCUCCCAAGAGCCAAGAAACAACAACAGGAGAAGAAUCUCUACUUCCAUAGGCAACAGGAGAAUCUUAACUCUCAGGCCAGCAUAAGCGGCAUUUCAGCUGAGAAGAACAUAAGGCUCUUCUCCUAUGCUCAGCUGAAAUCAGCAACCGACAACUUCGACCGCAACAACAAAGUCGGCCGAGGUGGUUUCGGGACAGUAUAUAAGGGAACCCUACCAAACAAGCAAGAUGUCGCGGUCAAAGUUCUCUCUGCCGAAUCCAGGCAGGGCAUCAGAGAAUUCUUGACAGAAAUCGACGUUAUCAGCAACGUGAAGCACCCUAACCUUGUUGAAUUGAUCGGCUGUUGCGUCGAAGAAGAAAAUCGCAUUUUGGUGUAUGAGUACCUGGAGAACAGCAGCCUCGACCGUGCACUCUUGGCUUCUAACAGUGAUCCGGCCAAUUUUACUUGGAGCAUAAGGUCUUCCAUAUGCAUCGGUGUUGCCAGAGGUCUUGCGUACCUGCAUGAAGAGAUCCCGUCACCGAUCGUGCACAGAGAUAUCAAGGCUAGCAAUAUUCUUAUCGACAAAAAUUACGUCCCCAAGAUCGGGGACUUUGGUCUGGCCAAACUAUUUCCAGACAAUAUCACCCACAUCAGUACCCGAGUAGCUGGAACAACAGGUUACCUUGCACCUGAAUAUGCAUGGCAUGGCCAAUUGACUAAGAAAGCAGAUAUAUACAGCUUCGGGGUCCUUGUAAUCGAGAUCAUCAGCGGCAAGAGUGGCUCGAGGAGCCUGCUGGCUGAUGAUAAGUUUCUUCUAGAGAAGACUUGGGAGCUGUAUGAAGCAGGGAACCUCAAGGAACUGGUUGAUCCAGACCUUGGGGAUUACCCUGAUGAGGAGGCCAUCAGGUACAUCAAGGUGGCCCUCUUCUGCACGCAGGCGGCGGCGGCGCGCCGCCCGUCGAUGCUGCAGGUGGUGAAGAUGCUGUCCAAGCCCAUCCGGAUCAACGAGAGGGAGCUGACAGCGCCGGGGUACAUCAGUGAGUACAAUAGUGGUGUCUCCAAGGCGACGGCCUCCAGCGACUCGAGGUUCAAGAACUCGACCACGGCAGACGAUUCCGACAUGUUCAGCACGGUUGUGCCGCAGACGGUGACCGACAUCAGCCCUAGGUGAAACAAGGCGCCAGGGAGGGUGGUCUGCUUUGUUCAGUUACAUUAUUAUGUAGGGUGACAGUACCAUAGAGGGCAGCACAUACUUAGAUAUGCACUGUUUCUGCUCCUGAGUGUGUUUGUGUCAAUGCGGCAAGUAGAAGCUGUAAAUAAUAGACUAGUGAUUCAUGCCAGGGCAAUGUAAAAUUGCUGCUUGUUUGGACAGCAUGAAGUGAAGUAGUUGAAUAGCAUUUGCAGAGUCAUCAA
Triticum urartu is the source of this 2391-nucleotide messenger RNA. Its product is annotated as putative serine/threonine-protein kinase. Gene Ontology annotation, biological process: protein phosphorylation. The record is from RefSeq and is a predicted model, not a curated record. Lineage: Eukaryota; Viridiplantae; Streptophyta; Magnoliopsida; Poales; Poaceae. Gene Ontology annotation, molecular function: protein kinase activity; ATP binding.